AAUGGUUCCUCCUAUACAACUCAUGCAUGCCUAUAUAUAAUGCACUCGUUCUCCCAUAUCAAUCAUCAAUCAACCCAAACUUCAUACAAACAAAAUGGCCUCUAAUGCAUUUCUCAUCAUCGCUAUAGUUCUUGCAUCCUUUGUAGCUGCCAACGCCGCUGACCCUGACAUUACCUCAGACUUUAUAGUCCCGAAUGGAAUCAACCUUGAUGCCAACUUCUUCACCUUCAAAGGACUCAAAAACUCUCUACGGGGUGCCUCAAAAGAUGCGCCCUUUAAGGUAACUAAAGCAACCGAGAUCGAGUUCCCUGCACUAAAGGGACUAAGUGUCUCCUAUGCUUCACUUCAGUUUGCUCCUAAUGGCAUCAAUCCACCACACACUCAUCCCCGCUCUGCUGAGCUCCUCCUCGUUGUUCAAGGAUGGCUCGAGGUUGGUUUUGUUGAUUCGAACAAUACGUUAUUUACUCAGAUUCUUGGCACCGGGGAUAUGUUUGUGUUCCCUAAGGGACUAGUUCACUUUCAAGUGAACAAAGAUCACAAGUACCCUGCUGUUGCUAUCUCUGCAUUUGGAAGUGCUAAUGCUGGCACUAUAGUGAUUCCAAAGACACUGCUUGCUAGUGGUAUCGAUAAGGAGGUUCUUGCAAAAUCCUUCAAGACUGAUGGUCAAACCGUCAACAAGCUUGUUUGGGCUGCCACAUCAAACUAAUUUGUCUCGAACUUUUAUGAGGAGGUUGCUUGCAGGAAAUAUGUUUCCAGGAUUGAAUUUGUUUGUUGUGUUUGAUGCUGUUGUAUUGCAUCAUUAUUCGAAAUUGUUGUUCUAAUUUACCCAUGCUUUCUAUUAAACGAAGCGUUUGUUCUUGCAAACAAGCAAUCUAUGUUGUCACGUUGCAUCGAUGUGAAAAUGUCGUAGUACAUGCACAAUGCAUGCUGAUACUCAAGAACUUCGCGUUCAAAAACUGGACUUCAGAAUUCUGAGGCAUUUCACGCUUGAACUGAACUGGGCAAACAGAGUGCAAAACACAGAAGGUAUACAAAGUUUCACAGGCAAUA
Asparagus officinalis (garden asparagus) is the source of this 1050-nucleotide messenger RNA. Its product is annotated as putative germin-like protein 9-2. Gene Ontology annotation, cellular component: cell wall. The record is from RefSeq and is a predicted model, not a curated record. Gene Ontology annotation, molecular function: manganese ion binding. NCBI's taxonomy places the organism in Eukaryota, Viridiplantae, Streptophyta, Magnoliopsida, Asparagales, Asparagaceae. The transcript has a single exon. The coding region runs from base 95 to 706 and encodes 203 amino acids.